AAGCCAAAGGUAGUAGCAUAUCGCGCUUGCAACGAGGCUACAAAGCGGAUACUCGUCGACUGAUGACAGGGGUUCAGUAUUUACAGGCUAACAGAGAAUGAAGAUGAAAGAGCUGUGAACUAGAAAGAGUGUGGACUGUUUGGAUUGUGAAUUUGUAUACAGCACAGAAACCUGUUGUCAUCAGUAGAGAACUCGAAGAUUUGACUACCCAUCUGUACGUUAGGUUAAGAACUGUCAUUUAUCAUAAAAGACACGCACUUGCUGCCGAAUACUACUUUUAAGACUGAGUCAGAGACGUUAUUUUCGGCUUCAAGAGUGUACAUAAAAACAACCCAGGCUAAAAAUGGCGUACCGACAACAUCAACAGCCAAACCAGUGUCCCAGCAAGGGCAACUUUCAGGAUCGUUUCAAGCAGAUGUCGGCACAAGAGAGGCUAAUCGAGCAAAAGAAAAAGGAACUGGAGCAGAAAGCUCUAGAAGAUAAACGAAAACAGCAGGAAGAUGCCCUAAAGAAACUACAAGGAAAGCAGAAAAAAGAAGAAUCCAAUCCCGUGGGCAACAGAGGAAAACAUUUCGGCAAAAUGUUCGGCAGAAGGCCUGGCUUUCAAAAACGAGAUCGAAAAGAAGAACCUGAAAAGACCAAACAAGCUUCAAAUUCUAACAUAUUUUCCAAUGAUGGCAGCUUCUUAGAACAAUUCCAGAAAUUAAGUGGUAUGAAAGUUAAAAAGAAGAAAAUGGAUGAAGAUGUAAAUGUAUCAGAUGUUUCUGUCACUCACUAUCAGCAAGAACAGCAACAACAGGAAAAACAAACUCCCCAAAAUGACCAGAAACAGACAGCUGUAGUCCAGAGCCCAGUGCCUGUAAACAUGCCUGCACACAUACCAUCACCGCUCAUGUCAACCCAUCAACAGCAGCCGAGGCCACAGAUCACUGUACAAAGUAUUGGUAGGAUAGGACCCGCUGCUGACCCUCAGCCAGCUGGCCCUGGUUUACCCUCACCUCCACCUCCAGCCACAAUACAUGUUGGUACCAUUCCUGUGCCACCUCCAGUAACAUCCCAGUCUGUCCAACAACCUGUCUACCCACAACAACAAGAACACACAGCAAAUCAGAGGCAUGUGAACUUUCCUGACUUGGGUCACCCUCCUCCCCAAACUGUGGAGAUCCCUAAUCAACCGAGGUUGGGCGCACCUCCUCUUGCACUUCAUCUGGGUCAGCAUCAAGGGCCUCCGCCUAAACCUGUAGUGCCCACAUCUCACAUUCCUUCUCAUGGAGGGAUUGCUGUGCCUGGAGGCCAACCCCCUGCUCCCCAUUUACCACCCCCUUCAGGUUUAAUGAACCCCCACGUCCCCACACCACCACAUGUAGGGGAAGUCUCAGCAAGGUCAUUACCACCCCCUGGUAUGGCUGUGUCCAGUGGUCAAGUUUUGGGGUUACCUGUGGGUCCACCACCACCUCCUUCAACCAGUGUGUUUUCUCAAGUAUCAAUUCCAUCUAGUUUAGCAACAUCAGUUCCUCCAGGUUUUUCAACUUCAGCUCCUGGUAUGAUGACUUCAUUUCCCCCAGGUGCGGCAACAUCAGCCCCACUUGGCUUCACAAAUUCUGCCCCGCCUGGUUUUAUGACAUCAGGCCCACCUCCGUUACACAUGGCUGCACCCCAGCCUCUCAUUGCUGGUCAAAACACAUGGCAAUUUACACCUAAAACUGAACAUCCACUAACACAACAGCAACCCCACAUGAAAACUGAAGUGUUUGAAUAUGGACAUGAGAGGAAAAACCACUCAGUUGAAAGUCAGAAUGUGUUUAAUUACAACCAUGGACAGUUACCAAGUGAGGGUUUCAGCAACCAGGGUGGAGGAAUGAUGAAAAAUUUGGGGCAACCUUUGUCCAAUUCACAGGCAUACUCAGGAGAAUAUGGGCCUCCCACUGGACAGGGAAUGCCCAGUGAAUAUGGGCAGCCACAAUUGCCAGUUAUGCAAGAACCUCAGCAGCACAUACCACCAGAGCAGGUGUAUGAUCCUACAAGUCCUACUGAGGGAACAGAAUCCAGCCCUGAUGAAAAGCAGCAGAAAAAGCUUCCCUUAAUUGGAAAGAAGGUCACUCCCACUUCCAUCUCAAGCAUGUUGUUCCAAAUGAAGAAAGCCAGCACAACUAACAAGCCAAACAGCAAUGUAGCCAAUGUGUUUGAGACCUCAACAGUAGAAAAGCAGAAGGAUACUGUUUCUCCUCCAGAGAACCCACAGCUGAGAAACUUUAUUGAUAACUUUGCCAAGUAUGUGGCUGAUGGAGGGCCAGUAGUAGAGGAAGUGGCCUUCAAGAACAACAGGGAAAACCCAGCAUUUGCGUUCCUUUAUGAAGAAAAUAGUCCAGCCCACAUUUAUUACAAACAGAAAGUUGAGUCACUGAAGGCUGGCAAAGACAGUAAGAAAGUGCAAGGUACAGAUGUAGGAGAUGGGGAACCUGAUAGAAAAAAGAAAAGGAAGAGCAGGUGGGGACCUCAGGAAGAGGAGAGUUCUAUACCACCUCCAGGAGUGGCCUCUCUACCAGAUCCUCAGGGUGCGGCACCCUUUCCAGGCGGCAAUAUAGGAGCUCCAGGAGUAGCAACAGCACUCAGUCUUGGAGGAACAGUCACUAUAAGCCACCACUGUUUGCGGCCUCCUGUUCCAUUCAACCCUGCUUUGCUGGCCAAACAGAUGACAGGCGGAGAGCACAUGAAUGCAGAUCAAAUUAAACAACUUCAGCAACAAAAAGAGUUGCAACUGAUGUAUGAUAUGAUCAAUGCCAGACAGAAGGCAAUGGAGGCUGCAGCAGUUUCUGGCAUACAGGGAUCUAAUUACUCUAAAGCCAAGCAGCAAUAUGAAUAUGACUCAGAUGAAGAAGUGGACGAGGAGGGGACAUGGGAACACAAGAAGAGAAAACAAGAGAUGCAGGCUACUAAAGACUGGGCUGAGAAGUUAACGGAGAUGAGUCGUGGCAAGCAUCAUAUUGGAGAUUUUUUACCACCUGAGGAACUAGAAAAAUUCAUGGAAACUUUCAAUGCAUUGAAAGAAGGAAGAGAGCCAGAUUUGUCUGACUACAAAGACUUCAAGCUAAAUUGUGAAAAUGUCGGAUUUAAAAUGCUGCAAAAAAUGGGUUGGAAAGAAGGGGAAGGUCUCGGUUCUGAAUCUCAGGGAAUAACUGCACCUGUCAACAAGGGCAAUACCUCCCUAGAUGGAAGAGGACUUGGUAUGGAGAGACCAGCAAAUCUGGCCAAAGAUGAUGAUGAGUUUGAAGCAUAUAGAAAGCGUAUGAUGCUGGCUUACAGAUUUAGACCAAAUCCACUGAAUAACCCAAGAAGACCAUAUUAUUGAAAAGACCACAAAAAUAUGGAAAUGGUGUAACAGCUAUUAUUCAGCUUUUAUGACUUGUGACAACAAGGUUUCAAACUUAGCUUUAAUGAUCAAACAUCUUAGAGGUGAUUCAUUUUCUUUGUUGAAUUUUCAUUUGGUGAAAUUGAGCAAUUUGUGGUAAAAAAAAAGCAUGUGUGAAACUGCCAAAUAAAGGUUAGUGCAUGUAUACCUAUAUCUGUAUAAGAAGUAAGUUGUAUGACAUCUAAUAUCUACUGUUUGGGGGUUUGUCUUUGAUAUUACUCAAAGGUGUAACAACAGUCUAAAUAUAAGAGAUCAUGUAAAUUUGAAGAUUUUAAGGCAAAAAUAAAUGCAGUUAUUGUACUUUUUGUUCCUUGUAAGAAUCCAUGGUUUCAUUUAUUAUUUUAAGAAUAUGUCUUAAUGAAAAAUUAUAAUGAUUUUUCAUAAUACCAUUAAAAGCAUAGGGAGAAAUUAGUGGUCCUGAAUAAAUGAUAAAACUAGUUGAUAAAACUAGUUGUAAACAUAUGGGUGUAAAAAUCCUGCCAUAUAAUAAUUGUUAUAUAUUGUGUAUCAUUUAGAAAUCUGUUAACUCCCUAUCAAAUUCAAUACUUUUAAAAAACUCUUAAAAUAUGUAGACCCUUUCCUGUAAGGAUUUUGAAGAUAAGUACAGUGUUAAACAUUUAGUAAUAACUUCUGUUCAUCAUGUAAAUUUAUGUUCCUUUGAAACUGUAUGUAAAAGUAAUACACAAUUUUAUGUUUAUUUUUCAGUUUGGUAUUAAAUGGUGUAUGAAAGAUGUUAAAUAAAAGUGCUUUCUCUCAA
Molecule: messenger RNA, 4166 nt
Organism: Lingula anatina
Lineage: Eukaryota; Metazoa; Brachiopoda; Lingulata; Lingulida; Lingulidae
Biological process (GO): RNA processing
Cellular component (GO): nucleoplasm
Molecular function (GO): RNA binding
Source: RefSeq, a predicted model, not a curated record